This is a messenger RNA of Cavia porcellus (domestic guinea pig), 924 nucleotides long. It is a transcript of the gene Cavporv1r625, whose product is annotated as vomeronasal 1 receptor cavPorV1R625. The record is from RefSeq and is marked provisional. Lineage: Eukaryota; Metazoa; Chordata; Mammalia; Rodentia; Caviidae. Gene Ontology annotation, cellular component: membrane. The coding region runs from base 1 to 924 and encodes 307 amino acids. Gene Ontology annotation, biological process: G protein-coupled receptor signaling pathway. The transcript has a single exon. Gene Ontology annotation, molecular function: pheromone receptor activity.
AUGACAUCUGGGAACAUGGUAUUAGGAACUGCCUUUCUGAUUCAGACAGUCACUGGAAUCCUAGCUAAUAUUGUGCUUCUGUUCCAUUAUCUCUUUCUCUGCUUCACUGGUUACAAGUUCAGGCCUACGGAUCUAAUAGCUAAGCACUUGACUGUUGCAAACACACUGAUCAUGCUCUCUAAAGGAAUCUCACAGACAGUACAAGCUUUUGGAAUACAGUAUUUCUCUCCAGGUAAUAGAUGCUCAUUUGUUUUGUACAUCUACAGAGUGGCCCGGGGUGUGUCAGUUAGUGCCACUUGUCUGCUGAGUGUCUUCCAGACCAUUAAGAUCAGCCCCAUAAACUCCAUUUGGCAGGAUCUUAAAGUUAAACUUCACAAGCAUAUUGGCUUCUGGACUUUCCUCAGCUGGAUUCUCCAUAUAUUAGUUAAUUGUAUUUUUCCAUUUUAUAAUCUCAUAAAAUAUAGCAGUAAAAAUAUCACAAAGAGAAAAGAUUUUGGGUACUGCUCUUCUGGACCUCAAGACAAAACUACAGAGUCAUUGUAUGCAGCAUUUGUGUUAUUCCCUGAAGUUUCAUGGUCUGGGCUCAUGAUCUGGUCCAGUGGCUCCAUGAUUUUCAUUUUGCACAGGCACAAGCAGCAGGUCCAGCACAUCCGCAGGACAAAUGAAUCCCACAAGUCAUCCCCGGAGUCCAGGGCCACACAAAGUGUCCUUGUCCUCGUGUGCACCUUUGUGUCUUUUUAUACCCUCUCCUCAUUCUUCUAUGUUUGUUUCAUCAAUUUCAGUGUACCUACUUGGUGGCUCAUAAACACCUCUGAUCUGAUUUCCACCUGGUUCCCCACUGUCAGCCCUUUCGUUCUAAUGAGUUGUAACUCCACUGCGGCCAGACUCUGGUUCAGAUUAUUAAAUUUUUUCAGAAGCAGGUAA